Molecule: messenger RNA, 733 nt
Organism: Urocitellus parryii (Arctic ground squirrel)
Lineage: Eukaryota; Metazoa; Chordata; Mammalia; Rodentia; Sciuridae
Gene: Dnaaf6
Product: dynein axonemal assembly factor 6
Biological process (GO): axonemal dynein complex assembly; flagellated sperm motility
Cellular component (GO): cytoplasm
Molecular function (GO): dynein intermediate chain binding; protein-folding chaperone binding
Source: RefSeq, a predicted model, not a curated record
UCCCGCUGCUACAGACGUGCGUGUGACUGAGUCCUCAGAACUGGAAUUCACAGGGCAAAAAAGCUUCACGAAUAUGGAAUCUGAAAAUAUGGAAUCUGAAAAUACAGAAACUGAAAAUAUGGAAACAGAAAAUAUUGAAUCUGAAAAUAUGGAAAUUGAGACUAUUUCUUCAAUUUCUACUCUGGAAGCCCUCUCCAAUCUACUUUAUCCUGAAGAAGAGGAUGAUUUCGACUUUGGACAGUCAAACUGUUCAUCUACUAUUGGAGCCAUGGGUCCUGGAAAUAUUGGACCACCAAAAUCAGAAGAGCUCAAUGCCAUCUCUCAAACCAGUGAUGAAAGUAGUGAGGACAUCUGGAAUCCAGAAGAAGUUCCAGAAGGAGCAGAGCAUGAUGACAUGUGGGAUGUUCGAGAAAUCCCAGAGUAUGAGAUUAUAUUCAAACAGCAGGUGGGAACUGAGGAUAUAUACCUAGGAUUGACAAGAAAGGAUUCUUCAACAGCAUGUUGUCAGGAGCUCGUGGUUAAAAUUAAACUGCCCAAUACAAACCCUUCUGAAAUUAAAAUUGAUAUCCAGGAAAUGAUCAUUGAUCUUCGGACUCCUAAUAAGAAGCUGUUGGUGACUCUUCCCCAGCCUGUGGAAUGCAGUAGUGCUAAAGCAUUCUAUAUUUUGGAGACUGAGACACUUGAAGUCACCAUGACUAUGCAAAGAGAGUUGGAUUUUAUUAAUUUCUUUUGA